UAGAAUAGACUAAAAAGGAAAGUAUCUCGUCUAAUUUGAAACGGAGGGGGUAUUAUGUGAAUUUUAAGUUGAACAAAAAAGUAUUUGAAAGUUUAAAAUUUGUGUUUGGACAUUAAUCUGACUGGACAAAAACGUUGAAGAUUCAUUGUAUAAAAUGCAUUUUUUCAUUUCUUUAUCGUCCCAUAAGAAUCAUUUACCAUAUAUACAAUAAAAGAGUACGCUUGAGCUUUUCUAGAAUAGGCUUCUAAAGCAGUCUCCUGUCUGUAGUUUAAGGAUGUGGAAGAAAACCAACUACUUAAUUUGAUUGAUGAAGGACUAAUAAUCUCUAGGUUGAGCCAUAAUCUAGGUACUACAAUUAUCCUCCGAAUCUCAAACACCCAUAAACUAAGCCCUUCCUAAAGAUAAGUAAACCCCACAAAUCAAGAAGAGAGUCCCUGUAAUAAUAUAAUGCAGAAAUUUAGGUGUCUUUCACUGCCAUUCUAUUUAUUUAUGAAAUUGGUAUUAAAAAGUGAACGCAGCUAGCCUAAUACUAGUCAUGUGUUUGGAAAAUAACAAAAGAAUUCUAUCUGUUUUUUCUUUAGAGGCGAUCUGCAAACUUGAAUUCCAUAGAUUCUACACCGACUAAACAACGAACAUAGAUCAAUGUUUUUAAAAAAAUAAGAAUCAGUGCUCGCACCGGGUAAUUAGGCACUCGUACAACGUCAUUGGAGACGCCAGGGCCUGACCUAGAGCAUCGAAUAUGGGUUCUCGGAAACCUAGUAACUCUUGUAAACCUCAUAUCCUAAAUCCGCCUCUGGCAGACGCCUGGAGCUCUCGUCUCGCAAGACUUGCACAUUAAGGGACCGAUGUACUCUUCGGAUACGCCCAACGUACAUAUUCAUCCCAUUGUGUUUGAAGGUUCUUUGAAUAACACCAAGUUUCCAGACUGCUUUUGCGGAAGAAGACUUGGAUUUGAUCAAAGUCUUUCUCUUUGAAAAGAAAACAUAAAAAGCAAGACCUUACUCACAUCAGUCAAGUCUUUGGGAGUUGGGACCUCUCAAAGAAAGGGGGUUGAUGUGCUUGUUAAAUACGGAGAUCCCUUUAAUUUAUACAACUAUCUAGUCAUUCAAAAGAUAACUACGUGCUUGUUAAACUCGAUUAUUAGGGAAAUCAUAGUUUCUUGAGCCUGAUGCACAAUACCCUCUUAAAAUUUUCUACUAGUCCAUGUAUCAUCUCACUGACAGUCCUUUUCUUAACUCGAUAAUAUUGGGGAACCAACUGAUGCUUUCUUUAAUUAGAUUAGAAGCAAAAACUUGUGGUCUCUUUGUCUGGAAUCUGAAAUGAUUAAGUGGUCAUCAAACUUACAUCUUAUAAAUUUCUAUUAAGAACCGUGCAUGCAGUGGAUUUAAGCUUCAACGUACUUCUGGAAAAAUGAACAAAAUAAAAACAUCUUCUAAGGUAUAAUAUAAUUAUCCUCCUCCUUUUCGAAAUUUAGUAAGCAAUAUCGAAAAAGCUAAUGAAAUCUUUGGUGUUAUAUCAUUCUGAACUCUUCUUUCUUUAUUCCUCACCCCACCCCCACCCGGUAUUGUCCAAUUUAAUUUCUUUUCCGUGUGAGGACGAUUGAGAAUAAUGCAUAGCCAGACUUUGCACCUCUACUUACUCCAACAAGAGUUUAGAGUCAAGUCUUUGGGGACACUCAAGGAAAAGGAUUGCUGUGGUUGCUAAAUAAGGAGAGGAUAACGAGAACUAAAACAUCCGCAGAAGAUACCAAGGAGAUCAACUUAUAUUUAAAGUCUCAUUGCCCAUUGUACAUAGCCACGCCUACUUCUUUCUAAUUUCUAAAGUACUAAUGGAGAAAGCCUUCACCUCUUUUCUCUUGUUCUUUCACUUGGUUGUGGCUAGUUUAGCCAUGAGUCACACCAACAUUACCACUGAUCAAUUAGCUCUUCUUUCUUUGAAAUCCCAAAUCAUUGCAGAUCCUUUUCACUUGUUAUAUGAAAGUUGGUCUCCAGCCACUCCUAUUUCCGAUUGGAUUGGAGUCACAUGUGGUCCUCGCCACCAUAGAGUGAAGUCAUUGAACAUUUCCAACAUGGCUCUUACAGGCAGAAUUCCCCCUAAUUUCGGAAAUCUCACAUUUCUUGUUUCUCUCGACUUGGGUAGCAACAAUUUCUAUGGCAAUUUGCCUCAAGAAAUGGCACGUUUGCAUCGGUUAAGGUUUGUUAGACUUGGUUUUAACAACUUUAGCGGGGAGGUUCCUUCCUGGUUCGGGGUCUUACACCAACUUCAAGUUCUAACUCUAAGGAAUAAUAGUUUUAGUGGUUCCAUCCCCUCUUUAUUUUCUAAUAUUUCCACGCUUCAAACUUUGGAUUUGACAUGCAAUUCCUUAGAGGGCCACAUCCCAGAAGAGAUUGGAAAUAUUGAAAAUCUAAGGUUUUUAAGUUUAGGUGGAAACAAGUUUACCGGUUCUAUCCCUCUGUCUCUCUCGAAUGCCUCAAUGUUGAUGACUUUAGAACUUUCUCAAAAUUUCCUUGAAGGAAACAUCCCAGAAGAGAUUGGAAGACUUCAAACCCUAAAAAUAUUGUCAAUAGAAUCAAAUCAACUUACAGGUUCUAUACCAUUCUCGAUCUUCAACAUUUCUGGAAUUGAAGUCAUUGCAUUUACAAAAAAUACCUUAUCAGGAAAUCUACCUGCUGCCAUGUGUGAUUAUAUUCCAAUGCUCGAAAAGCUUUAUCUAAGUAAGAACGAGCUACGCGGUCAUAUGCCUCUAAGCUUGCCAAACUGUUCAAACCUUCAACUAUUGUCUUUAUCUUAUAACAAGUUUGAUGGACCCAUACAUAGUGAAAUCGGGAUUCUUAAUAAUUUGGUGAUUUUAGGGCUGGAGACAAACCAUAUUUCUGGUCGAAUCCCAGUCUCCACAUUCAAUAUCUCCUCGCUGCAGGUUUUGGUACUAGCUCACAACAAUCUUAUUGGAUCCUUUCCAAGGGAGGUUGGCAAUUUGACCAAAUUGCAAAUUCUAGAUCUUGCUGACAAUAUGCUUACAGGUGAAAUACCAAAAGAAGUAAGCAAUCUCAUUGAGUUGUUUGAUCUGAGUUUCAACAAGUUUACUGGUUCAAUACCAAUGGAGAUCUUCAACAUAUCAGGGAUGAGAGAGAUUCAACUUAUAUUCAAUAAUCUGACAGGAACCCUCCCAUUAGACAUAGGUUCUACGUUACCCAACAUUGAAGUUCUUCGUCUGAGCAACUUAAAUCUUUCUGGGACUAUACCUCAUUCUCUCUCCAAUUGUUCCAAACUGACUAGUCUAGACCUUUCUUUCAAUAGACUCACCGGUUUGAUUCCCAACUCCCUCGGUCUUUUGACUCGUAUACAGUCCCUAGGCUUGGAUGUAAACAAUUUAAUGAGCGACACUAGGUUAAGCUUCUUGACUUCCUUGUCAAAUUGUAGAGAUUUAAAAUUUCUUUUUCUAUCUUCAAACCCUCUAUAUGGUGUGCUUCCAGCCUCACUAGGGAACCUUUCUGUCACUUCUCUUCUAAGGUUUAGAGCUACUGAUUGCAGAAUUAAAGGGGAACUUCCAAAAGGAAUUGGGAACUUAAGUAGCUUAUUAGAGCUUGAUCUUUCUGAAAAUGGCUUAGCUGGAUCAAUUCCCACAACAAUUAGCAACUUGAGAUUCCUUCAGAGUUGUAAGUUGAGUCACAAUAAACUUUCUGGAUUUACUCAAAUCGAUCUAUGUAAAUUGCAGAACUUGGGUUAUUUACACUUGACCCAAAAUCAACUUUCAGGAUCUCUUCCUAAUUGUAUAGGGAACUUAACUUCCCUUCAGGAGUUAUUUCUAGGUUCCAACAAAUACCGUUCAGACAUACCAGCAAGCAUAGGGAACCUAAUAAAUCUCUUGAAGCUAGACUUAUCUUCAAACAACUUGGGUGGCUCUUUACCUCCGGAAAUCGGAAAUCUAAAAGCCGUGAUAUAUAUUGAUCUAUCAAUGAAUACACUCUCAAAUGGCAUUCCUGGAGGAAUUGGUAGCUUGCAAAAUCUAAUACACCUGUCUUUGAGAGACAAUAAAUUGCAAGGAUCAAUACCUGACUCAAUGAGCAGCAUGUCGGCUUUGGAAUUUCUAGACCUUUCUCAUAACAAUGUUUCAGGAUUAAUUCCAAAGUCAUUGGAGAAGCUUCAAAAUCUUAAGUAUUUUGAUGUUUCUUUCAACAAGUUGGUUGGUGAAAUCCCCUCGGGCGGUCCGUUCAAGAACCUCUCCAGUCAGUCUUUCAUGUUCAAUGAAGCAUUUUGUGGUUCUCCGAGAUUUCGUGUUCUGCCAUGCCCCACUAAUACUGCAAAGCAUAGAUCCAAGAGGAAAAAAGUACUUGUUCUAAUUCUACUGAUCGGAAUUCCACUUGUUGUAUUAAUGCCUAUCGCGUUUGUGCUUGUAUGGAUAAGGUACAUAAGAGGCAAAAAACUUGAUCCUCAGCAAACAGCUGAAUCAUCGUAUGACGUCUCAACAAGAGAACGAAUUUCAUACUAUGAAUUGCUCCAAGCAACUGAUUCGCUCAACGAGAGCAAUUUGAUUGGUUCUGGGAGCUUCAGCUCUGUUUACAAAGGCAUCCUCAGAGAUGGGACUCCUAUUGCAGCUAAAGUGUUCAAUCUGCAAUUGCAAGCAGCAUUUAGGAAUUUUGAUACAGAAUGCCAAGUUUUGCGCAACAUUCUCCAUAGGAAUCUCACCAAAGUCAUCACUAGUUGUUCCAACCAUGAAUUUAAGGCUUUGAUACUUGAGUACAUGCCUAACGGGAGCCUGGAUAAGUGGUUGUAUUCGCACAACUACUUCUUAGACAUCAAGCAUAGACUAGGUAUAAUGAUAGAUGUGGCAUGUGCCUUGGAAUAUCUCCACCAUGGCUGCUCAUUGCCCGUGAUUCACUGUGAUUUGAAGCCUAGUAACAUCUUGUUGGAUGAGGACAUGGUUGCCCACCUAAGUGACUUUGGCAUUUCAAAACUGCUUUCUGACGAUGAGAGUGCUUCAUUCACAAAAACUUUAGCUACAUUAGGUUAUAUUGCACCAGAGUAUGGACUAGAGGGAUUGGUGUCAACAAAAGGCGAUGUUUAUAGUUAUGGAAUCAUGUUAAUGGAAACAUUUACAAGGACAAAGCCUAAUGAUGAAAUGUUUGAUGAAGAUCUUAGCUUGAAGCAAUGGGUGAGCAACUCAUUCUCACAUGCAGUAAUGGAAAUUGUCGAUGCCAACUUAAUAAAGCCACAGGAUAAUCACUUAAUGAAAAAGUUAGACUGUGUGGUUUCCAUCAUGAAAGUGGCAAUAGAUUGUUGUGUUAAAUCUCCUAAAGGAAGGAUUGACAUGAAAGAUGUUGUAGCGAGGUUAAACACGAUCAAGACUCAACUUCUUGCAUGUUGAGCAAAUUCUUAUAAGAAUCUUCUCUUCCAAAUCAUCUCGUGUGUAACAAAUGUUUGCAAUAAUAUUUAGCCUCAAAUAGGCUAUAGUUUGGUUUGAUUCAUAACAUCUAUUUGUAGGCAAGGCGGGACUUUUCCUUUUGUUAAAUCUAUUUGCCCAGUUCUUUUAAUAAAUCUGCUACAGUUAGGAUCUUGAUUGGGACUGAGGCAUAGUAAUUGUUGUUAUUGUUGUUGUUGUUGUUGUUGUUGUAAUUAUAAUUAGGAUAUUGAUUAGCUUCGA
Nicotiana tabacum (common tobacco) is the source of this 5641-nucleotide messenger RNA. RefSeq lists its product as uncharacterized. Gene Ontology annotation, molecular function: ATP binding; protein kinase activity; receptor serine/threonine kinase binding. The record is from RefSeq and is a predicted model, not a curated record. NCBI's taxonomy places the organism in Eukaryota, Viridiplantae, Streptophyta, Magnoliopsida, Solanales, Solanaceae. Gene Ontology annotation, biological process: protein phosphorylation.